AAAUAAGACGACAGUAGUAGUAGUAGUAGUAGAAAGUGGAGGAGUAAAUAGUACAGAUGAAGACAACACGUUUACCGUGAGAGCGAGAGACACGGUGUGGGGCUUGGGAUUCCUUCGGAUGGCAUCCUAAAUUAAUAAAGGUACUCCCACGACAAAACCGCAUUUAUAUCGUCCGAACCUUUUGCUCCCCACCAUUUUUUGGUUUUCCUUCACUCCGGCUUCCUCCGAUACCCGCCAUUCUCGCCGACCAUUGCCAUCAGACGGUCGAUGCUUCUCAGAUCGAUACUCACCAUUGCAGGGAAGUGUUGUUACUUUCUUUCUCUUCAAUUCUUACUUGUUUAAUUUCAGUAACUUGGUAUUUGUCGUAAUGGUACGGUGAUUCUGAAAUUGGGAAGCUCAGUGCUGGGAAUUCCUCUUUUUUCCUUUUUCGGGGGUGGGGUGGAUUUGGAUUCUUUGUUGAUUUUUAAGGGAAUUGUGCUGGUGAAUUGGUGGUAUUGGUAUGUGGGUUGCUCUUGUUUGGAACCAUGGACAUGUGGGUGUACUGUUUCUGGAUUUCUGGGGGCGUAGUGAGGCGGAUUAGACGUACUCUAGGGUUUAUGUUUGGAGCAUCUGGAGUGCCUGAUCUUUAAGCGGAAAUUAGUGUUCGAUUUCUGGAUUUUUGCUUUUCUGGUCGUGGUUGGGUUCUUUGUGUUGCUUUGGAAUCUGGUAGGUCUCUAUACGAGGGUUUUGAUGAAUUGAUACCAAGGAUUUGGUCUUUGGCUUCUGGGCUUCCGGGGUUUUGCUUUUGGGUUCUUUGAGUUGAUUUGGCACCUGAGAAGUUUGAAUUUUGUGGGGUUUUACUAAUGGAGGCCAGAAUUGGAGGUGAGUUUCAUCAUUUCUAUGGCCAAGGUGCUUCUGGUAUUGUAUUGGAGGAGAAGGACUGGAUGGGGGUUGGAAGGAGGAGUUUGGAGUGGGAUCUGAAUGACUGGAAGUGGGAUGGAGAUCUCUUCAUUUCUAGCCCUUUGAAUUCUGUCCCAUCAGAUUGCAGGGGUAGGCACUUAUUCCCAGGAAGCUCCGGAAUUCCCACAGCUGGUGGUUCGUCAAACAGUUCAUCUUCUUGUUCUGAUGAGAUCAAUCCAGGCUCUGAGAAAGGUAAAAGGGAAUUGGAGAAGCGGAGGCGGGUUAUUGUGGUUGAAGAUGAAGAGUUGAAUGAUGAAGCUGGGUCCCUCACUCUAAAGCUUGGUGGUCAUGGUUAUCCUAUCACGGAAGCUGAUAUUUCAAAUUGGGAUGGCAAGAAUGGAAAGAAGACCAAGUUACUUGGCACUACUUCGAACCGUGCCGUCUGUCAAGUAAAAGACUGUGGGGCUGAUCUUAGCAAUGCCAAAGAUUAUCACAGACGACAUAAGGUCUGUGAAAUGCACUCUAAGGCCAGCAAAGCACUUGUGGACAAUGUUAUGCAGCGGUUUUGUCAGCAGUGUAGUCGGUUUCAUGUUCUUCAAGAGUUUGAUGAAGGGAAGAGAAGUUGUCGCAGACGUCUGGCAGGCCAUAACAAACGGAGGCGGAAAACACAUCCUGAAACAGUUGUUAAUGGAAGCUCCUUGAAUGAUGAACAAGCUAGUAGUUACCUAUUAAUAAGUCUACUAAGAAUUCUUUCCAACAUGCACUCAAAUAGCUCUGAUCAGACAAAGGAUCAGGACCUUCUGUCUCAUCUUUUGAGGAACCUUGCUAGCUUUGCUGGUGCAGUUGAUGGAAGGAACAUAUCUGGGCUAUUGCAGGAUUCCCAAGAUCCGUUGAAAGUUGGGACCUCUGUUGGAAAAUCUUCAGAGAAAGUGGCACCUUUGCUCACAAAUGGUGCUGAUACAACCAGACUUGUGGGCUCAACUUCUAAGAUAAAUUGUAAUGGUGCUCAAGGUCCUCAGAUUGGGUCCAGUGACCAUUGUUUUGGUGCAUCUACCGCUGUGAUGCCACAGAAAGUAAUGGUUACAGAAGAUGCUCGGGUUGGAGUUCUACAAGUUGUAUCUUCACAAAAAUCCACAACCUUGUUUCCAAUGAAACAUGGCAACCCAUCCAAAGGCACACAGUCUAUGGCGCGGAGGACCAAAUUAAAUAAUAUUGAUCUGAAUAACAUCUAUAAUGAUUCACAAGAUUGCAUUGAAGACGCAGAGGGGUCACAAGCCCCUGCACUUGAUUUCCCCACAUGGAUGCAACAGGAUUCACACCAAUCGAGCCCACCUCAAGCAAGCAGGAAUUCAGAUUCAGCAUCUGCACAGUCACCAUCUAGUUCCAGUGGGGAUACUCAGAGUCGAACAGAUCGGAUUGUUUUUAAACUCUUUGGCAAAGAUCCAAGUGAUUUUCCUCUUGUUCUGCGAGCACAGAUUGUGGACUGGUUAUCCCACAGUCCUACAGACAUGGAGAGCUACAUUAGGCCUGGUUGUAUCAUUCUAACAGUUUACCUUCGACUGCAAGAUUCCACAUGGGAUGAGAUUUGUGGUGACCUAAGCUCUUCUUUGAGCAGGCUCUUGGAUGCAUCUGAUGGCAGUUUCUGGAGAACUGGAUGGGUGUAUGCUAGGGUGCAGCAUCGAAUUGCAUUUGUCUACAAUGGUCAGAUUGUUCUAGACACGCCAUUACCUCUCAAAACUCAUAAUCAUUGUAGGAUAUCAAGUAUUGCACCAAUAGCAGUUACUGUAUCUGAGAAGGCUCGUUUUAUUGUUAAAGGCUUUAAUCUGUCUCGGCCCACCACCAGGUUGCUCUGUGCACUAGAGGGCAACUAUUUGGUCCAAGAAGCUACUCGUGAUUUGGUGGUGAGCAAUGAGAUCUUCAAGGAACAGGAUGAGUUCCAGUGCCUCAGAUUUGAUUCUUCUAUACCUGAUGUAAUUGGGAGAGGAUUCAUUGAGGUUGAAGACCAUGGCCUCAGCAGCAGUUUUUUCCCUUUCAUAGUUGCAGAGCAGGAUGUGUGUUCUGAGAUCCGUAUGCUGGAGAGUGUAAUAGAGGAGGCCAAGUCUGAAAAUGAUGCCCAGAGAAGAACUGAAAAAAUUGAAGCCAAGAAUCAGGCCUUGGACUUCAUACAUGAAAUGGGAUGGCUUCUUCACAGGACUCAUAUGAGGUCUAGAUUGGGUCACAUGGAUCCUAACUUGGAUGCAUUUUCCUUCAAACGGUUUAGAUUGAUCAUGGAGUUUUCCAUGGAUCAUGGUUGGUGUGCUGUAGUCAAGAAACUAUUGGACAUUGUGUUCAAAGGAAAUGUGGAUGUAGAAGAGCAUCCUUCCGUUGAGCUUGCAUUGUCAGAGAUGGGCCUCUUACACAGAGCUGUGCGGAGAAAUUGUAAACCAUUGGUAGAACUCUUAUUGAGAUACAUCCCAGACAAUUCAGAUGGUGCAGAAUCGAAAUACAAUCAACAGGGAGUCAGAGUUUUUGAUGGCUUCUUGUUUAGACCUGAUGUUGUUGGUCCUGCGGGUUUGACUCCACUUCAUGUAGCUGCCAGUAGGGAUGGUUGUGAAAAUGUUCUGGAUGCAUUAACGGAUGAUCCUGGAAUGGUGGGAGUUGACGCAUGGAAGAAUGCUCGUGAUAACACAGGUUUCACACCAGAAGACUAUGCCCGCCUGAGAGGCCAUUAUUCUUACAUCCAUCUGGUCCAUAAGAAAGCAAAGAAACCAGAAGCUGGUCAUGUGGUCCUUGACAUUCCUGGUGUUCUUCCAGAUUGCAACAACAAUCAGAAGCAAAUGGAUGGACUGCCGGUGGGAAAAGGUACCAGUUUUCAGAUUGACAAGACAAAAUUAGCAGUUUCACGGUAUUGCAAGGCAUGUGAUCAGCGGCUGGCUUCUUAUGGCACCACUAGCAGAUCACUGGUGUACAGGCCAGCAAUGUUGUCAAUGGUGGCCAUUGCGGCAGUAUGCGUCUGUGUAGCCCUGCUCUUCAAAAGUUCACCUGAGGUUCUAUGCGUGUUUCCACCAUUUAGGUGGGAAUUGUUGGAUUACGGACCAAUGUAGGUCCACCGUGAUCCUAUAUCUCUGUACUAGUUUCUAUAGGAUGUAAAUUGAUGAUGAGGUUUUCCUGUAGUACUGCUGUUGGAGCUUUGGAUGGAUUUGAAUCCAGUGAAUACACUCUGUAUUUAUGUUGUUCCAUUAAUCAAUAGGGAAUUUCAUUUAUUUAUA
Molecule: messenger RNA, 4127 nt
Organism: Nelumbo nucifera (sacred lotus)
Lineage: Eukaryota; Viridiplantae; Streptophyta; Magnoliopsida; Proteales; Nelumbonaceae
Product: squamosa promoter-binding-like protein 1
Cellular component (GO): nucleus
Molecular function (GO): DNA binding
Source: RefSeq, a predicted model, not a curated record